GUAAACAAAAAACAAACCUAUUAAAAAAUAAUAGAUGUAUCUUGAGAGUUAGUACUAUGGACUUACAUAAUAUCAAUAACGUAUCAACAUAAAAAAAUGUUGACCAAUAAAAAUACAAAUUGAAUACAAAUUACUCGUUUCGACAACUGUUAUGCAAUUGGUUCGUGGGCGACCGUGGAGGGAGCCCCUGCGCUUCCAUCAUUUACCGAACAGUGAUCAUAAUAAAUUAAUAUACAAGUAUACAACAAGGUGUUCGUUUUCAUUACCAAUAAUAUGAUGUAUAAAUCCGAUAAGACGGCAGAGAUUUGAUACCGUCGAAAUGGUUUCUCGUGUAGGUAAUAAUCGUUUCAAUUGACUGUUUAAUAUACUUUCGUCAACUUUUGUGCAGGAUAGUUGACAACAACAAUGGCUGAAGUAGCUGAUGUGUGCAUAACCAAUUAAAGCUCUUUAUUACUGGUGUUAGAAACAAAUAUUAAUCUGGAAUAUACCUGUGACUUGAACUUAUUGAAAUAUGUUUAAUGAACUCCAUUUUCCAGCCAUGUUCAAGUAUUCAUAUAUCUAUGCUAUUGUAUUCUUGGACUUAAUCAGCAUUAGCCUCAUCAUACCAGUAUGGGGCACUCACUUACGAUCUUUAGGUGCUAGUCACUUUCAUAUAGCCUUACUAGGUUCUACAUAUUCAUUUCUACAAUUCUUAUCAGGUACACCAAUUGGUGCACUUAGUGAUCAUUAUGGUCGAAAAAUUGUACUUAUUGUUACAAUAUGCAUUUGUGCCGUAGCAUAUUUCCUACUAGGCUGUGUGAAAUCGUUCAUAUUAAUAGUAUUGAUUCGCAUUCUUCAAGGAUGUUUGAAACACUCACAACUUUUAUGCAAGACAUUAGUUAAUGACCAAGUACCAGCUGAUCAACAGACUACAGUUUAUGGGCGAAUGAAUGGAUUUUCUUCCCUCUCAUUUGUUAUUGGACCAAUUAUUGGUGGUCAUUUAAUGGAAAAAAGUGAAGGAUUUUAUAAUCUAGCGUGUUCUACUUCAAUAAUAUUUUUAAUCAAUGCUUUAGUUGUUUAUUUUACGGUUCCCAACACAACUGUUCCAAAAAAAGAAAGAAAAAGUGCAUCACCAUUGAGCGAUUUAAUGGAAGUAAAUUGGAAAGAAUGUUGGCCUGCUUUUUCACUGAAAAUGUUAGGUGCUGCAGCAUUGUUUGCAUAUUUUAGUACAGUUGGUCUUGCUAUGAAUGAAAAAUUUAAUUUAUCUCCGUCAGAAGCUGGUUAUACUGGUGCUUUACAAGGACUUACAGGCGGCAUAACUGGAUUUGCAGCGGGAAAAAUAGAAAAUAUAAUAUUUCCAUCUAAAAAUCCAUUUACCAAAUGUUUUUAUUCGUUUAUAAUGUUGGGUAUAGGAUUUGUUAGUUUAGCCUUAGCACCAAAUUUAAUUAUAUUUAUGGCAGGUAUGAUUCCAAUCAGUGCUUCAAGUACGCUCAUAAGAGGAUUUAACAAUGAAAUAAUGUAUGAACAGUCUUCAUCUGAUCAUAAAGGACUAGUUGCUGGUGCAGGAGCUAGUGCUGCAGCAAUAGCAAGAUUCUUAGCACCAAUUAUAUGUGGAUUUACAAUGGACAUGUUUGGAAAUAACUCUGGAUUUUUGUUAUCUGCAUUGUUUUCAUUCACUGGAGCAGUGUUAUCAUUAUAUUUAACUAAGAAAUCAAAAACUCAUGUUGAAUAAGUUAUAGUAUGUGGAAAACAAAUACUUUUUAACUAUGUCAAAUUAUAAAUACUUGGUUUGCAUUCAAAAGGUAUUGUUAAAAAGAAAGUACUGGUUUUCAAAUUAAAAGAUGCUAUUAGUUUUAGUUAUUAUUAAUUAUAUGUGUAUAUAUUAUUAUUGUUGUCUAUUUU
Rhopalosiphum maidis (corn leaf aphid) is the source of this 1881-nucleotide messenger RNA. RefSeq names its product major facilitator superfamily domain-containing protein 9-like. Gene Ontology annotation, biological process: transmembrane transport. The record is from RefSeq and is a predicted model, not a curated record. The transcript is spliced from 4 exons. Gene Ontology annotation, cellular component: membrane. NCBI's taxonomy places the organism in Eukaryota, Metazoa, Arthropoda, Insecta, Hemiptera, Aphididae. Gene Ontology annotation, molecular function: transmembrane transporter activity. The coding region runs from base 512 to 1711 and encodes 399 amino acids.